AUGAGUAGUGUUGAAAACAUGAUCCCGUUUUGCACUCAACAACACAUACAACUCAAUGACAUAUGGGAUGGGAAUGAUUUUGGUGAUAGUCUUGAGCGACAACUGUUGCGCCACUCUUUGCCACUCAUCACUCGCGCGGAUCAGUUGUCCAGAGAUCGAGAGCGACACCACUCGAAGACAUCACCACACGAUAUGUGUGCGAAGACAACGACCACAAUGUGGCCAUCGAUGGUGGCGACUGUGAUCUCAAUGCUCGUCGUGUCAGUGAUGGUGACCACCGCUGCCUCGCGAGUCAUACCAUCGGAAUAUAAUGUGAUCGAAGCUCAAGACACCAGUGGAAAGGCAUCCAAGAAGUACUGUAUACUCGACUACACCGACGACAAGAACGUCACUCAACACCAGAAACGGAACCAAUUCUUGGACUUAGACUUCGGGCACUACGACAGCAAUGUCUGUCCACAACCCGGAGGACAGCCUCCGGAUGUCAAUCACUACACGGAUGGCAAAUAUGUUGUCAUUAAAUACUCCACUGAUUGUGAUAUCAAUGAACAAAUAGAUUACUUCCAGAAGUGGGCCAUCAGUGGUCUGUUUGUAUCCAUCGGCUGUUCGGUGGACAUCGGCACCAGUAUUAACAUAACGAAUGACACGCUGUUUGACAAUAAGUUCAGCGUUUCGUUGAUAUCCGACACGAGUGUCCACUCAAUACAAGACCAUCACUUCAGUCGUGUGAAGCUGUUUGACGUACAGCCUGUCGAUGAGGGCCGGUAUGGCUUCGACUACUCUAUUAUCUGUAUCUGGCUUUUGGCCACUUUUACGGUCUGUUUGGGCGCCUUCUGGUCCGGAACCGUUCGGCUCAACAUUUUCCAUAUGAAUACACAAAAGACUAAAACCAGAUCUGAAACUGAACCAAAGGAAGCGUCGCCUAAAUCGGGCGCCGAAGAGGAAGCGUUUAUCAAUUUGUCGCCAUUCCUGGUGUUAGGCUUUGUACUGCUGAUGGCGUUAAUGCUAUUACUUCUCUACUACUUCUUCCAGUACUUGGUUUAUGUGAUUAUCUUCUUAUUCACGUUGGCGUCGAUGGCCUCACUGUUCGCAUGCCUGGAGCCGGUGGUGCUCUACCUGUGCCCCCAGUGGCUCACCCGUCCGGCGUUCAUACUGUUCAGCGUCCGGUGCGGCAAAAUGUAUUACUACCAGUCGGUGCUACUGGUGCUGUCUAUAGCCGUGUCCGUCACGUGGUUUGUGCUCCGGAAGGAGCCGUACGCCUGGAUUCUUCAGGACCUGUUAGGCGUGUGCUUCUCACUCAAUAUGUUGAGGACUAUACGACUGCCCUCUUAUAAGAUAUGUGUUAUACUGCUGUCGGCGCUCUUUUUCUACGAUAUAUUCUUCGUGUUUAUCACACCAUUGAUUACAUCCAGAGGCAAUUCAGUGAUGGUAGACGUGGCCACUGGCGGCUCGUCGGGUAAGUCCCGGUGCGGAACACCCGGCGAACAGAUACCAAUGGUUAUGCGUAUACCGCAUAAGAUAUUUAAGUCGCAAAACAGUACCAAUCCGUUGGACGUGUGCUUCGCAAGUGUGGACUCCCUGUUGGGCUUCGGCGACAUACUGGUGCCCGGACUACUCGUGUCCUAUUGCUACGCUUUCGACCUUAUAUUCGACAUUAAGUAUAGGAUAUACUAUACGUCCACUUGUAUUGGCUAUGGGUUGGGACUCAUCGCCACUUUUGCCGGACUGUAUUUAAUGAGUGGUAGCGCACAGCCGGCGCUGCUAUAUCUGGUGCCCUUCACCACAAUCCCGCCGAUACUGAUAUCUCUUUACCGGAAGGAGUUCCGGAAGCUAUGGAUG
Messenger RNA from Oppiella nova, 1839 nucleotides. NCBI's taxonomy places the organism in Eukaryota, Metazoa, Arthropoda, Arachnida, Sarcoptiformes, Oppiidae. The record is from the annotation of a GenBank genome assembly.